AUGUCUCUGUGGGCCUCUGCUCAGGAAAGAACUAUGGCCCGAUGGCUCAGCUCAAAGAUAAAUACUCCUAUUGUCGACCUUGUCUCUGCCGUGGGAGACGGGCUUGUUCUUGUGCAACUUAUUAACUGCAUUAGCGCCGAAACUGGUGCUUCUUCAUAUAUUCUAUCUCCGGUGCAUCCGCGUCCCACCUUCCGGAUCCACAAGCUUGAAAAUGUUGCCGAUGUAUUACAGUUCUGCCGGCUCGAAUUGAAAAUUAACACCUGCAAUAUUAGCGCCGAAAACAUCGUCGAUGGAGAUGUCAAGUUGAUUUUGGGCAUGAUAUGGACGCUUUUCGUCUUUGCCACAUCGCAACUGAUGCUGAUGAAGAACGAAACCUCAUCUGUGGCUGAAAUCAAGGCAAUUCUUCUCAAGUGGCUUAACAAUGUGUGUCGCAGGCGGGCCUUGCCAGUUUUGUCCAAUUUCAAUUCAGACUGGUCUUUUCAGCGAAUGCGCAGACCUGACCUUGUCUUUGCAUGCAUCUUGGACACGUUUCUUCCGGGGCUUGUGACCUACGAUGACUUCCCUAAUGGAAAAAUGCUAGCCAACAUGGAGCUAUUGUGCAAUGUUGCAGAAACCAAAUUGGGCAUCGCUCCGUUAGCUGUACCCGAAGAUUUCAAUAUGCUAGUGCCCGAUGAAAAAUGCAUCAUUUUCUACGUGCUUCAGUGGUAUCUUUUCUUUGAAUCUGCAGAUGAUGCUACCGUUGUUCAGGAUCUGGACAAUGACGCUGUCCCAGCAUCGCCAAAGGAUUCUAUCCUUUCUUUUUUGAGUCUGCUAAUCUCUGCAGUGAAGUUGAGAAACAGGUAUGAGACCAUGUCUUUGCGGUUAGUCAAUCACAUCAACAACGCAAGGUCUUCUCUUUCCCGGACAGAAGAAAGUCUAGAACGGUGUAUCGCUCUGUAUAAUAUGCUGUGCGAGUUGAACCAAUACUGUGCUGAACUAUCUACCCUGGACUGGGAGAACGAGCUUGCAGGGAGAGGCAAUCUGGUCCACAUAACGAAUGCCAUUUCUCUGAUAAGAAACAUCAUGUCUCAAUAUGAGCAGUUUCGACUUCAAGUGAAGCCUGUUUUGUUCCAUCAGGAUUUACCCGAAUUGAAAGCGCUUUUCAAGUCGGUGCAAGCGGAGCUAAAAAAGUGUGGCAUUUCCUCUGGAUAUCUUCCGAGCAAGCAGCUCUCACUCUUUUCUAUAUGCGACCGACUUGCUCUUUUAGACCAGUUGGAUCGCCAAGUGGGCGAAAAGCUACAGGCCUAUGUCGAGGAACUUCGCUGGACGAAGUUGCAAAAGCUUGGGUCUUUAGUGAGUAUGCUUCAUUCCACUCUACAUCAGCAAAAGAGCAUAUCUGAGCCUCUUAAAGCAUUUGUGGAUAGCAUAGAUAUGUUAUCGUCUUUCAAAUGUGAACUAGAUGUGUUUGGCGAAAGGAUUCGACAAAAACACACCACAGCAGAAUUACGUGCUAUUAUUGGGUCAGCUGAAAGUUUAGAUGUACCUGAUACUCCUGUGACCCCCGAACAAUCUGCCUUUGAGAUGUUUAAAGCUUUGGUUGCGGCGGAACAGAACCAGCGGAAUUUAAGUGGUUCUGAUAUUCGUGAUUUUCUCAAACGAAUCGUGCCAGUAGGAAAGUUUUCCAGUCUCGAUGUGUCCAGCCUACUUCAAGCCAUUCCAACGAGAAGGCUCUUAGUGCGCAGCGAAAGCGAUAAUCUCAUGUCUUAUGCGUCUGAUGAUAGUGAGGAUCUGGGAUCUGUAUUUGAAGAAGCACAAAGACAACUAGAACACAAGCUCUUGGGUAACUACAACAUACUUUAUGACUUGGAUGCAUUUGUGACUCGGAUGGAAAAUGGAUUCAAGCUUUAG
Molecule: messenger RNA, 1887 nt
Organism: Clavispora lusitaniae ATCC 42720
Lineage: Eukaryota; Fungi; Ascomycota; Pichiomycetes; Serinales; Metschnikowiaceae
Gene: ABP2
Product: Abp2p
Biological process (GO): actin cytoskeleton organization
Cellular component (GO): plasma membrane; cell junction; cell projection
Molecular function (GO): actin filament binding
Source: RefSeq, a predicted model, not a curated record